Molecule: messenger RNA, 2466 nt
Organism: Entrophospora sp. SA101
Lineage: Eukaryota; Fungi; Glomeromycota; Glomeromycetes; Entrophosporales; Entrophosporaceae
Source: the annotation of a GenBank genome assembly
AUGUUUAUUAAUCAAGAAGAAACAAAAAUCGAGUAUCCAAUUCCAAAAGAUAAGGUUGGAUUUCUUAUAGGAACCAAAGGUUCUAAUAUCAAACGGUUAAGUAAUGAUUCUAAAGCCAAAAUUAGAGUUGAGACCAUUGGAACUAAAGCUCGAAUUAUUAUAAAAGGAACUCAAGAACAAUGCAAUAACGCAAGAGAGUUGAUUCGCCAAACAAUGGAAAAAUCUUUAUUACCACCACACUUGGGUUUCACCAUUUUAGAAAUAGGCGAUAUAACCAAUCUAUCUGAUGCGAAAUUUGAGUUCGUCGAAUUUAAAGGACAUGACUGUAAUGUCCAUUCUCUUGACAAAACAAAGUAUUACGUGAACAAAAUAGAACCUGUUGACAAAAAAGAAGAAAAAUCAAAUGUUGAUGAUGUUGAUGAUUUGAUUGAUCUAUUUGACAAAAAACUAAAAGUUGUAAAACCACGUGACAAUAAAUGUGGAUUUAUGACUUCUGAUAAGCUCGAUGAUUGUUUAAACGAAAUUUCCGAAAAACUUACAAAAAUUGAUCCAAUAAAUCCUGUAGGCAAAGAGAUCAGAUUAACCAUUUUUUUUGGCAAAGAAUUAUUUGUAAAUGUUGGUAAAAAAAUUUUUGAUAUGAAUGAUUGGAGUAAUUAUGAGAGAGGAAGAAAUGGCAUCGGAACAUCAUUCCAACAUCAUUCACCAAACGUUCAAAAAAAUUUAAAAUUAUUACAAGAUAGUUUUGGUUUUAAAAGAUCUUCAAGAGAUAAAAAUAAUCAAGACGAUGAUAAACAUAAUUUAUGGAAAAUAACAAGUGCUGCUAAAGAUAUCAAUCGUUUUGCAAUUCUGGAUAUUAUUUCAGGAUCUUCUAUACCUGAUUUAAGAUUUUUAUUAAAAACUCAAUAUGAGCUUCUUAUUCACGAGAAUGUUUCAAAAAUAAUAAAUGACCUUCAAUCUAAACCAUUAGUAAAAAAAGAUGGAAUGUGGUUUAGACAAUCUGAUUUUGCCGGCAAAGAAAUAAAUUGCACUGGUAUUCGACAAACAUUACACAAGAAACGUUAUGUAAAUAACAAGUAUCAAAUAACUUUUCUAUCAACAAUACAAGACACUGAUCAUAAGAUAUUCACAGAAGAAUCAAUCAAUCUUAAAAAUAUUACAUGGAGAUCCGUUGAAAAUAUUGAUAAAAAACCAAGCAAACAUUUCGAUGAAGAUAAUCUUGGUAAAACAAUACGUGAAACAAUUAAAUUUGCCAGAGAAGUUGCCAAAGGUGUAUUAGAAGAAUUAUGUAAAGCAUGUGAACAAUUAAAUUAUAAAACUCCAACGGCAAUUCAAACAGAAGCAAUUCCUUGGGCCUUACAAGGUAGAGAUAUAAUAGGAUUGGCACAAACCGGGUCUGGGAAAACGGCUGCCUUUGCUUUACCUAUUUUACAAGCAUUAUGGGAGGCACCACAAGGGCUUUUUGCUUGUGUAUUAGCACCUACAAGAGAAUUGGCGUAUCAAAUAUCAGAAACAUUUGAAUCUUUAGGAUCUGUAAUUGGUGUUCGUUGUGUUGUUAUAAUAGGUGGUAUGGAUAUGAUGACACAGGCUAUUGCUCUAUCUAAAAAACCUCAUAUUAUAAUAGCUACCCCAGGAAGAUUACAAGAUCAUUUAGAAAAUACUAAAGGUUUUAGUUUAAGGAAUUUAAAGUACUUGGUAAUGGAUGAGGCAGAUAAAUUAUUAGAUAUGGAUUUUGGACCAAUUAUUGAUAAACUUUUAAAAGUGAUACCUAAGGAACGUAACACCUACCUAUUCUCUGCUACAAUGACAACAAAGGUGGCCAAAUUACAACGUGCUUCUUUGAAUAAUCCUGUCAAGAUUGAAGUUUCUUCCAAAACUUGCAAUGAUACUCAACGCCUUGCUUUAUUAUUAAGAAAUCUUGGAUUCCCUGCAAUACCGCUACACGGACAAUUAUCACAAGCCAAUCGACUAGGUUCAUUAAAUAAAUUUAAAGCUGGAAAUAGAAAUAUUCUGGUAGCUACCGAUGUUGCGAGCAGAGGGCUGGAUAUUCCACUCGUAGAUGUAGUAAUAAAUUUUGAUAUUCCAGCGAAUAGUAAAGAUUACAUUCAUCGAGUAGGACGUACGGCUCGUGCAGGAAGAUCGGGUAAAUCAAUUACAUUUGUAACACAAUACGACGUUGAAUUAUUUCAACGUAUUGAAAAUGUUAUUGGGAAGAAAAUGGAACUUUUCCCAAUUGGGAAUAAAGAUGAUAUUCUAUUGCUUGAAGAACGCGUGUCCGAAGCACAAAGAAUCGCUACAUUGGGGUUGAAAGAACAACAACAAAAACAAAGGAAAGGAAGUAGACGUAUUAGAAUAAAAAUGCUUGGGCUUGAGCUUAAUUUUGAAUUACAAAAUAGUAAACAACUUAGUGCUAGACUAGCUAAAGUAACUUCUUCAAAUGAACUUGACUCAAAGUAUGCUGAACAAUAA